UUCGUGUCAAAUUCCAAUCGGCUCGAGUCGCUUCCCAGCAGACGCCACCUGCCUUUCCCCUUCCGAGCAGCGCCGCGCCGCGCCGCGCUUCGCCGCCGGUGGUGAGGGUGGUGGGGUUGGGGGUUCGGGUGUUGCUGGAUAUAUAGAUGCCUCCAUGGAUCCCGUCGGCGAGCCCUCGCCGCCGUCGUCGCGGCGGUCGGUGAAGCGGCGGCCGCCCGCGCGAUCGCCGGAGCUGUCGCCGAAGGCGGGGGGAGGAGAGGCGCCGGAGCUGCUGAUCCGGAGGUUGGAGGAGCUGGAGGCGGCGGCGGCGCGGCUGCGGGGCGAGAAGGAGGCCGCGGAGGUGGCGGCGCAGGGGCUGCAGGCGGAGCUGGAGGCGGAGCGGGCGUCGGCGGAGACGGCGGCCAGCGAGGCCAUGCUGAUGAUCGAGCGGCUGCAGCGGGAGAAGGCUGCCGCGCAGAUGGAGGCCCGCCAGUUCCGGCGGUACGCCGAGGGCCGCGCCGAUCGGGAGCGCGAGGUGCAGGAAGAGCUCGCCUCGCUAUCCGACCUCGCCGCAUCCUACCACUCCCGCCUCCAGUCCCACGGGAUCGACCCUGAUUCUUUCUCCGACGACGACGAGCAGCAGCAGGACGAGGAAGAUGGCGAAGAAGUACAGCAUAUCGACAUGGCCACACUAGAGGCAGAAGGAAGCAGCGGCGGCUCGAGCAGUUUCAUGCAGGUGAAAGCCAUGGUCGACGACGACGACGAAGAGGAGGAAGAGCAAUUCACCCCUGUGGAGAAGGAGUUUGAGUACACGGUGGAUGUGAGGUGCGCGAGCACGACGACGAAGGUGUCCGGUGCGGUGGUUGUGGGUGAGUACGUGGGGGAGAGCAACGCUGAGGGAUUGUACGCGAGGGUGGAAGCUCUGGAGGCGGACAGGGCGGCAAUGCGGAGCGAAAUCGCAGCAUUGAGGGCAGAGAGAGCUCAGCUGGUGAUGGCGAGGGCAAUGGCGCGCCGGCUGUGCUGGGAGGUGGUUGCUGAGCAGAAAGCCAAGAGGGUGGCUGUCUCACCACGAAGCUUCUCGGUGCUAGGAGUUUGUAAGUGGGUGCUCUCAAUAAUCUUUUGGGGAAACCGAAGUUCUACAGCCAGGUAUACCUUUGGCUUGUCAACUACGUUCAUUGGCUUCCUACUGCUACUAGACAGAUCCACCAUGUUGAGUCCCUGGCGUCGUCUGCCUAGGCCAGAACGAUGAAAAUGAGCUUCAUAAUCCUAUAGCCUACUGUCUAUAAAUGCCGAUCCUGGGAUCAUUGGUUAUGACUUCAUUGUAAGUGUGUGUAUUGCAUUCUUUGACAUCUCCUCUUCUUUUUGCCCAAGCACAGUUUUUGAGCUGUAUGUGUAUGUUUGGAAGCUUUGAGCUUGUCUUACAGCGUGUUUAUUCAAACUUAGGCGUGGAUAGCUUGUAAUCAGGAGCUAACUGACAUGCUCUGUAUAGAGUGUACAUCAUAGUAAGUUGUGGAAUAUGAUCUUGUUUGCGCAGUUGC
Oryza brachyantha (malo sina) is the source of this 1517-nucleotide messenger RNA. Its product is annotated as myosin-binding protein 7-like. The coding region runs from base 155 to 1228 and encodes 357 amino acids. NCBI's taxonomy places the organism in Eukaryota, Viridiplantae, Streptophyta, Magnoliopsida, Poales, Poaceae. The record is from RefSeq and is a predicted model, not a curated record. The transcript is spliced from 3 exons.